Molecule: messenger RNA, 1928 nt
Organism: Juglans microcarpa x Juglans regia
Lineage: Eukaryota; Viridiplantae; Streptophyta; Magnoliopsida; Fagales; Juglandaceae
Product: leucine-rich repeat extensin-like protein 4
Exons: 2
Coding region: 429-1706 (425 amino acids)
Molecular function (GO): protein binding
Source: RefSeq, a predicted model, not a curated record
AACUGUAGAAGCAAAUCUCAUGUAAUUUGAGGAUCACCAUUAAUAGACCUUUAGCAAAAACACUUGCCUAUCAGUCAAUCCCUUCAACCUCAAGAGACGCCUUCCUUUCUCUCGGGGUACGAAAGCGGUCUUUCUCCAGCUCCACUUCUAACAACUAAGAAAACUACAUGGAAGGAGGGCCAACGUAAACUAUAAGGGUGGCUGGCUCAUAGGAAAGAAAAGAUUUUUUCAGGGCCUUCGAUAGCAGUUAACUGUCGCUGUAAAGGGUCGUUGUAACAAUUUGUCUGGGUGUCUUCAUAGUUGAAAGAAUUAAGUGUUUCAAUUUGAAAUGGACAACUGGUACAUGAUUAUGAAGAAGAAUUGAGCAUUUCAAUUGAAAGGGAAAGAGGUCCUACUUAAACAGACAAGCUCAUUACCAUAUACCCACAAUGCCAAUGGCUUCAUCUCUGGUUUCUUCCUUACCCACUCGUGCCUUACUUCUCUUACUCCUGCACAUAUCUUUCUCAUUCAACAAGCUGGCAGCAAAACAUGGCAACUUUGCCGCUCAUAACCACCACCACGAACACCGCAGCCACUCCUCAUCAAAUCAGAGACUCCACCAAGCCUAUAUUGCCCUCCAGGCAUGGAAACGUGUAAUCUACUCUGACCCAAACAACUUCACCACCAACUGGGUUGGCCCUUCUGUAUGCAGCUACACAGGUGUGUUCUGUGCACCAGCUCUUGAUGAUCCCAAAAUCAGAGUUGUUGCUGGCAUUGACUUCAACUCUGCAGACAUAGCCGGUUUCCUCCCUAAUGAAAUAGGGCUUCUCUCUGACCUUGCACUUAUCCAUCUUAACAGCAACCGCUUCUGUGGCAUCAUUCCUGAAACUUUGGCCAACUUAACGCUUCUCUAUGAGCUUGAUAUUAGUAACAACAGAUUUGUAGGGCCUUUUCCUAUGGUUGUGCUCUCUCUUCCCUCACUAAAGUACCUCGACAUCCGCUACAACGAGUUUGAAGGAUCAUUGCCUGCUCAACUUUUCAGCAAAACACUUGACGCAAUACUUGUUAAUAACAACCGCUUCAGUAACACCAUUCCACAAAAUUUAGGUUUUAGCACGGCCUCUGUUGUGGUAUUUGCUAACAACAAUUUCGGCGGCUGCAUUCCAUCAAAUAUAUACAAGUUUGCAGAUACUUUGGAGGAGCUACUAUUGAUCAACAACAAUUUGACAGGGUGCUUACCACAAGAUCUGGGGUUUCUCUACAAAUUGAGGGUGUUGGAUGUGAGCUUCAACAAUAUAACUGGUCCUAUACCUUACAGCAUGGCAGGUUUAUCCCACUUGGAGCAACUAAAUCUUGGCCAUAACAUGCUGACUGGGAUUGUAUCAGACGGAGUGUGUCUUUUGCCAAGCUUGACAAAUUUCACAUUUUCUUACAACUAUUUCUGUGAGGAGACGGGAGUGUGUCAGAAUUCGACAUCAAGACCGGGCGUUAAGUUUGAUGAUCGUCGUAAUUGUUUGCCGGAAAAACCGUUUCAGAGGAGCAAAAAGGAAUGCAAUGCUGUGCUUGAGCGCCCUGUCGACUGCUCUUGCUGUGAAAGUGGUGGCGGUGGUGCUGCUGCUGGACCAACUUUUGCUCCUGCUAGAGCUGCUUUUGCUCCUGCUGCAAUGCCAGCUGCAGUGCCUGUGUCUCCCCCUCUAUCGCUCCAAGUUACCUAUAAGCAGCCGUAAAAAGUUAGUUACUUUCAGAAGCAAAUAAAACCCAGAUUUGAGUUUGUAAAUGACAUUGUAAUUACUGUGUGAAGCUUGUAAUAACAUCUUCCAUAAUUAGAAAAGUCAUGUACAUGUAAAAUUUCAAUGAAUUUGUUAGUGUCAAGAUUUGAACGGCUACUUAAAAAAAAAAAAAAAAAUAGAUAAUGGAACCCCGUAAUUUUAUUAAUUGCUUUGCUUUCA